AUGAUAAUCCUGUGGAUUUCUCUCAUGCUUCUAUGUGGGAUGAAGCGAACACAAUCUGAAAUUGUUCAACAACCAGACCCAGUGAUGAUGGCCUCUGUUGGGGAAAAUGUUACUCUGCGUUGCAUUAUUUUACAAGAUCACAGUGACCCGAUUACCUGGUACAAGCAAACUGCUGGACACCAACCACUGGCUGUAGCAAUGAUGCAGAAAUUAGCCCAAACUCCUGUUUUCUUUAAUAACUUUAAACCCUCACAUUUUAACCUUGAGGUAGAGUCAGGAACAUGUCAUUUAAAGAUUUACAAUGUCACUUCAUCUGAUGAAGCAACAUAUUACUGUGGCUGGAGAAAAUAUGAAACAUAUUUUGGCAGAGGCACAUAUUUAGCUUUGAAAGGUUCAAUAAACAACCAACACAAGUCAAACGUGUCUGUUGUUCAGCAUCCAGCAUCUCAGUCUGUUUGUUCUGGAGAUGCAAUGACACUGAUAUGCUCUGUAUUGUCUGAACACAGCACAGAGAAUAUUAAAAUGUUCUGGUUCAGAUCAGAUUCUGGAGAAAAACCUGUUCCAGAAAUCCUGUACACUCAUAAUCAAUCUCUUCAAUGUGAGAAGGAUUUUACACACAGCUGCACAUUCAAUCUGUCUAUAAAUACAGUCAGUCAAAUGGACACCGGCACUUAUUACUGUGCUGUUGCCACCUGUGGAAAAAUCCUGUUUGGCAAUGGGACGAAAAUAAAUAUGGUAGAGCCGGUGGAUCCUCUGCUGAUCAUCAUGUGUGUGUUAUUGGGUGUUUGUGUGGUAGUGAUUAUUGCACAAAUUAUAUCAAGUCAUAAAAAGGAAAGACAAUACAGCAACAAAGGGCUACGCAACAGUGAAAGGCAACAUCCCUUAAAUCAGGAACAGGAUACAGGGCAGUUGAAUUACGCUGCACUGAAUGUCAUAGAAAGAAAACACAGAAGAGUCCACAGAAAGGCAGAAACUCCUCAAGACAGUGUUUACAGCCAGGUCAAUUACUCCAGUGUGACUGACCUGAGCACAGCUGAGCCUGUUAGACAAUAAACUCAACCUUCAGCACAUCUGCUCUGUACA
This is a messenger RNA of Danio aesculapii, 1083 nucleotides long. RefSeq names its product novel immune-type receptor 13 (gene nitr13). Gene Ontology annotation, biological process: response to bacterium. Lineage: Eukaryota; Metazoa; Chordata; Actinopteri; Cypriniformes; Danionidae. The transcript is spliced from 6 exons. The record is from RefSeq and is a predicted model, not a curated record. Bases 1 to 1053 code for a protein of 350 amino acids.